AUGACGACGAACAACAGUAAGGAAAAAAAGAGCACAGAAGAAGGAGGAAGAAGUUUAUUGGACACCCUCAACAGUGAUAUAGAGCUCUAUCACAAGAAGGUUCAACUCAAGCGGAAAAUAGAGAGAAACCUGGCCAAAGAGAGGCAAAUACAGGAAGAUCUUAUGCGUGAGGCAGAAGAGAGUGAAUCGACCAAUAAAGAGAAGGAGGCUGAUAAAGAGACAGAGGAUGCUGGAAAGGCAGAUGCAGAUGGUGUGGUAACGAAGCAGACUGUUGGUGAUGAUAAGGAAGCUACUUCAAGCACAAGUAAAGAUGACGAAGAGAGCGAAAAGGUUAGCAGGCAGUCAGUACCAGCAAAUAGGAAAAGAAGUCAUUCAGAAUUGGACGGAAACGAUGGAGCAAAGGACUCGGAUGAAUCCUUUAAAGAGAAUGCACCAAAGAAGCAAAAAAGCACUAGGUUCACACAUCGGAAAAGAAGAGGAAAUACAGUUCCUUGGACGAAGACGGAGGAUGAUGCCAUUGUUUACUACAAGGAGGAGAUGAGAUACUCGUGGAAGCGGAUAGAAGAGUUACUGAAGCACAGACAUUCAUGGCAGGCCAUACAAAUGAGAUAUCUCCGUAACCACAAAUCUAGAAACGAGGAGUGGUCCAGGUACAUGGAGAUUAAGUUGAUCAACUACGUUCGGAAAGACUGGGAGAACCGCUGGAAAAGGAUCAGCGAGGCCCUGGGUAACAAUUUCAGUGUCGAGCGUUGCGUGAACAAAAACGUUGAGAUAUGCAAAAAGAUGGAGAUGCCAUAUUUUGCUAGUGUGUUUAACAACAAGCAGGUUACCGCAGGAUACGAGAACCCAUACCACGAUAUAAAGGAUGCUGAGCAGCACAAGAAGUUACUGCUUGUAUACAUGGGCUUGGAUUCCAUAACAUACGAUGAUACUGAUGAUGAAAAUGAGGCUGAGGAUCACAAAGAAAGCUAG
Molecule: messenger RNA, 972 nt
Organism: Brettanomyces bruxellensis
Lineage: Eukaryota; Fungi; Ascomycota; Pichiomycetes; Pichiales; Pichiaceae
Exons: 1
Coding region: 1-972 (323 amino acids)
Source: RefSeq, a predicted model, not a curated record